Molecule: messenger RNA, 3341 nt
Organism: Pterocles gutturalis (yellow-throated sandgrouse)
Lineage: Eukaryota; Metazoa; Chordata; Aves; Pterocliformes; Pteroclidae
Gene: RIMBP2
Product: RIMS binding protein 2
Exons: 13
Coding region: 1-3306 (1101 amino acids)
Biological process (GO): neuromuscular synaptic transmission
Molecular function (GO): protein binding
Source: RefSeq, a predicted model, not a curated record
AUGGAUGAAGAUGGCUUUUAUGAAGGGGAACUUCUAGAUGGACAAAGAGGACUAGUCCCUUCAAAUUUUGUGGAUUUUGUUCAAGACAAUGAGACCCGUUUAUCAAGCACAUUAAGCAGUGAACAAGAUCAGAAUUUAAUCAACCAUUCGGGUCCUACUUUGGAAGGAGACAUCUCAGAGAUAAGUCCACCAACUCACAUAGACUCCAGUGUAAUCAGCAAUGGCGCAGGGACUCUGGAUGUGAACAUUGAUGAAAUUGGAGAAGACAUUGUGCCUUAUCCUAGAAAAAUCACCCUUAUUAAACAACUAGCCAAAAGUGUCAUUGUGGGCUGGGAGCCACCAGUAGUGCCACCCGGAUGGGGAACCAUUAGCAGCUACAAUGUUCUGGUUGACAAAGAAGUACGGAUGAACAUAGCCUUGGGAAGCAGAACGAAAGCUCUUAUAGAAAAGCUUAACAUUUCUACUUGUACAUACCGAAUAUCAAUUCAGAGCAUUACCAACAAGGGUAACUCCGAUGAACUGCAGUGCACUUUGUUAGUUGGGAAGGAUGUCAUAGUCGCUCCCUCUAAUCUUAAAGUGGACAACAUAACCCAGAUUUCUGCUGAGCUGUCCUGGCUCCCUACAAAUAGUAAUUAUAGUCAUGUGAUCUUUCUUAAUGAAGAAGAAUUUGACAUUGUCAAGGCUGCUAGCUACAAGUACCAUUUUUUUAAUUUGAAGCCCAAUAUGGCCUAUAAGGUGAAGGUCAUGGCAAAGCCCCAUCAGAUGCCCUGGCAGCUUCCCCUGGAACAACGAGAAAAAAAGGAAGCCUUUGUGGAAUUUUCUACGUUGCCAGCAGGUCCUCCAGCUCCACCUCAGGAUGUUACUGUCCGGGCUGGGUCCACACCAGCAACCGUACAGGUGUCCUGGAAACCCCCAACUCUGACAGCAACAGGAACGUCCCACGGCGCCAAUGUCACAGGCUACGGUGUUUAUGCGAAAGGUCAACGGGUGGCAGAAGUGAUCUUUCCAACAGCAGAGAACACAUUGGUGGAGCUAAUGAGACUGAGGAGUUUGGAAGCAAAGGAAGUUACAGUUCGAACACUCUCUGCACAAGGGGAAUCAGUGGACUCUUCUGUUGCUGCCAUUCCGUCUGACCUACUGGUGCCUCCAACCCCUCACCCCAGAACUGCUCCCAAAUCUAAGCCAUUAGCAAGUGCCGGAGCCCCAGAAACCAAAGAAGAACAUUUAGGUCCACAUUUAAAAAUGGAUGAGUCAUGGGAGCAGACUCGUUCGGCAUCCCCUGUUCAUGGACACACGCUCGAGCCACCUGCCCCUAAUUUCCACAGCGCGCUUCAGGGAAGGAGGUCUCCAUCGCCUAACCGAAUACUCCCUCAACCUCAAGGCACACCUGUCCCAAAUACUGUCGCAAAAGCCAUGGCAAGAGAAGCUGCACAACGAGUUGCAGAGAGUAAUAGGAUGGAGAGGAGGAGUGUUUUUAUCGAGAGGAGUAAUGCAGCUCAGUACGCUAACUCCGAUGAUGAGGAGGAUGGCUAUGAUUCUCCUAAUAUCAAACGAAGGGGAGCUUCGGUUGAUGAUUUCCUGAAAGGGUCAGAACUUGGAAAGCAACCUCACUAUUGCCAUGGUGAAGAGUAUCAUACAGAGAGCAGCAGAGGGUCUGACUUGUCUGAUAUUAUGGAAGAAGAUGAGGAAGAGUUGUACUCUGAAAUGCAGCUGGAGGAUGGAGGAAGGCGACGAGUCAGUGUGACUUCACACAGUGCACUUAAGGAGUGUGAUAAGAAUAAGACCACUGAAGCCACUUUUUUGGAACAUCCUGACUUUUCACAGCAGAUACAUCACAGUAAAAAGCUUUUCAGUAUUCCCGAAGUAGCUGAAGAGGAUGGUGAAUACUCUGAACUGCUGUACAAGCAGGGUUUAGGUAUGCCCUAUAAAAAGAAUCCCACAAAAGCUAGAGACUCUAGACCACCUAGGCCCUACAAUCAAGACCAGCAGCACAACUUCUGGUACCCAGCCAAGCACAGAAUUUCAGGCAUGGAGGAUUUUGCUGCAGACGACAAAGGAUGUAAAUAUAGCCGAUCCUUAUCGAGAAGCCCAGACAGUGGACUAGACUGUGGAAGUGAAGAAGAAGAAUCUCGUUUUAAUUUCAGAUAUACUUGCGAUUCAGUUUCUGCCAACGUUGCGUGUAGCUGUUGCGCAGAGACUGCUAACAGUUCCUGCAGGAAAAGCAUGAGGCCAUUGCUUGCUCGCAGGAAAACUUUAACCAGACAAACCAGCAUCGAAGAAGAUUUUGGUGAUCUGGGUCCUUCCUUUGUAGAGCCCAGGAGUGAACAGGUCAAGUCCAGUUACGAGAAAAAGUAUGAGACUCAGAAAUGUAAUAGAACAGAUAAUUUGUGUAAUGAAGAUGUUCAGGGAGGCUGGAAGACCGACUUAAAAAUGGCUGACUCUAGGGCAGCUGGUCUACUUGCAAAGCCAUCCCACAGAGAUGCAGAAGACUCUCUGCUUUUAGGUAAUCCAUCAUCUGCAGGACGGCCUGAAAGGGCGGAGCAUGCAGGGCGAAGGUCCUCUCAUGGCAGUGCAGUGCCACAAAGGUCUCGACCAAUGUUGGUCCCUUCCAUUGAUGGCUAUGGUGGUCAUGACCAUCUUUCUCCAGAUAUUUAUGAAGAAUCAGAAACAGAUCCUGGCACAGAGGAUAUUUCUACUCGAAUAUUUGUUGCACUCUUUGACUACGAUCCACUGACAAUGUCCCCAAAUCCCGAUGCCGCAGAAGAAGAGCUGCCAUUUAAAGAAGGACAGAUCAUUAAGGUUUAUGGGGACAAAGAUGCUGAUGGAUUCUAUCGUGGAGAAACCUGUACAAGAAUUGGCCUUAUCCCGUGUAAUAUGGUCUCUGAGAUCCAAGCAGAUGAUGAAGAGAUGAUGGAUCAGCUUCUAAAACAAGGCUUUCUUCCUUUGAACACACCGAUUGAGAAAAUUGAAAGAAACAGACGGAGUGGCAGACAACACUCAGUGUCUACACGAAGGAUGGUGGCGCUGUACGAUUAUGAUCCAAGAGAAAGUUCUCCCAACGUUGAUGUAGAGGCUGAGCUGACAUUCUGCACAGGGGACAUUAUCACUGUCUUUGGUGAAAUUGAUGAAGAUGGAUUUUACUAUGGUGAACUUAACGGACAAAAGGGGCUGGUUCCUUCCAACUUUCUUGAAGAAGUGCCUGAUGAUGUUGAAGUCUUUCUAUCUGAUGCACCCGCACGAUAUGUUCACGAUACACCGAUGCGUACAAAAGCAAAAAGGGUAAGCAACCGAAUAAGAAAAACUUAAUUUUUUACUUUCCAUUAUAUUCUGCCUCAUAUUUA